GUCAUCGGGGUGCGCUUUGAGGACGACGCCGUGGUUGCCGGAAGUUGAGCGGCGUAGGUAAUAAAUAAUGGCGGUAGCUACAGGAGAUCCUGGACUCUACAAAUUGCAGUUUGCCCCCUUCAGCAGUGCCUUGGAUGUUGGAUUUUGGCAUGAGUUGACCCAGAAGAAGCUGAAUGAGUAUCGGCUGGAUGAAGCUCCCAAGGACAUUAAGGGUUAUUACUACAAUGGUGAUUCCGCUGGGCUGCCAGCUCGCUUAACAUUGGAGUUCAGUGCUUUUGACAUGAGUGCUCCUACCCCAGCUCAUUGCUGCCCUGCCGUUGGAACACUACAUAACACCAACACACUCGAGGCUUUCAAGGCUGCAGAUAAGAAGCUACUUUUGGAACAAGCAGCAAACGAGAUAUGGGAAUCCAUAAAAUCAGGCACUGCUCUUGAAAACCCCAUCCUCCUCAACAAAUUCCUCCUUUUGACAUUUGCAGAUCUGAAGAAGUACCACUUCUACUAUUGGUUUUGCUCCCCUGCUCUCUGCCUUCCAGAGAGUAUACCCCUCAUUCAAGGGCCAGUGGGCUUGGAUCGAAGGUUUUCACCAAAACAGAUUCAAGCCCUCGAGUGCGCAUAUGAUGAUCUCUGUCAAGCUGAAGGAGUCCCAGCGCUACCUUACUUCUUAAUCAAAUAUGAUGAGAACAUGGUGCUGGUUUCCUUGCUUAAACACUGCAGUGAUUUCUUCCAAGAUCAAAGGGUAAAGAUAACAAUUGGUGUAUAUGAUCCCUGUAACUUAGCCCAAUACCCUGGAUGGCCUUUGAGGAAUUUUUUGGUGCUAGCAGCUCACAGAUGGAGUAGUAGUUUCCAGUCUGUUGAAGUCCUCUGCUUUCGGGACCGCACCAUGCAGGGUGUUAGAGACAUCACCCACAGCAUCAUCUUUGAAGUGAAGCUUCCAGAAAUGGCAUUUAGCCCAGAUUGUCCCAAAGCAGUUGGAUGGGAAAAGAACCAGAAAGGAGGCAUGGGACCAAGGAUGGUGAACCUCAGUGAAUGCAUGGACCCUAAAAGGUUAGCUGAGUCAUCAGUGGAUCUAAAUCUCAAAUUGAUGUGUUGGAGAUUGGUGCCUACUUUGGACUUAGACAAAGUUGUGUCUGCCAAAUGUCUGCUGCUUGGAGCUGGCACCUUGGGUUGUAAUGUAGCUAGGACACUGAUGGGGUGGGGCGUCAGACACAUUACAUUUGUGGACAAUGCCAAGAUCUCCUACUCCAAUCCUGUGAGGCAGCCUCUCUAUGAAUUUGAAGAUUGCCUAACCGGUAGCAAGCCCAAGGCCCUGGCUGCAGCAGACCGGCUCCAGAGGAUAUUUCCCGGAGUGAAUGCCAGAGGGUUCAACAUGAGCAUCCCCAUGCCUGGCCACCCAGUGAACUUCUCCAGUGUCACACUGGAGCAAGCCCGCAAGGAUGUGGAGCAGCUGGAGCAGCUCAUUGACAGCCAUGAUGUUGUCUUUCUGUUGAUGGACACCAGAGAGAGCAGGUGGCUUCCUGCUGUCAUUGCUGCAAGCAAGAGAAAGCUGGUCAUCAAUGCUGCCUUGGGCUUUGACACAUUUGUUGUCAUGAGACAUGGCCUGAAGAAACCUAAGCAUCAUGGGGCUGGGGACUUGUGUCCCAGCCACCCUGUGGCACCUGCUGACCUGGGCUCGUCGCUUUUUGCCAACAUCCCUGGAUACAAACUUGGCUGCUAUUUCUGCAAUGAUGUGGUGGCCCCAGGAGAUUCAACCAAAGACCGGACCUUGGACCAGCAGUGCACCGUGAGUCGUCCAGGACUGGCCAUGAUUGCAGGAGCCCUGGCAGUGGAAUUGAUGGUUUCUGUUUUACAACAUCCAGAAGGGGGCUAUGCCAUUGCCAGCAGCAGUGAUGACCGCAUGAAUGAGCCUCCAACCUCUCUUGGGCUUGUGCCUCACCAGAUCCGGGGAUUUCUGUCACGGUUUGAUAAUGUCCUUCCUGUCAGCCUGGCAUUUGACAAAUGUACAGCUUGUUCUUCCAAAGUUCUUGACCAAUAUGAACGGGAAGGAUUUCAUUUCCUGGUGAAGGUGUUUAAUUCUUCACAUUCCUUCUUAGAAGACUUGACUGGUCUUACAUUGCUGCACCAAGAGACCCAAGCUGCUGAGAUCUGGGACAUGAGUGACGACGAGACCGUCUGACGCAGCCCGCCCUCACGCGGCCACCUUCUCCCCGGUGCCUGCUGGGGGCUUUCAGUGGCCGGAGCAGGAUUGCCACCCCAAGACUCGUGACUCUGGGCCCUGCAUCCCUCUCACCUUGCCGGUCCCUCUGCCUCCGUACCUUGAGGACUGGGGCCCUCCCUCUGCUGCCAGGAGCUUCCGGUGCUCUCCAGUUCUCAUGCUUCCUGACCUCACCAGUUCUGAGCUAAAUAAUAACCUUGGCUUUGGCAUUGCCAUCAACCUGGGACUUGGUUCCCUCCGCGCACAGUUCUUUUUUCUGGUCGUCACAGUGUUUGUUUGAUAGUCAAGAUCCCCAGGACCCUUUCCACCUUGGCCCCCCUCAUGGGGUGACAGGGCGGACUCGGCCUAACAGACUCCAUGGGGAACUGACAAGCCAGCUUCUCCUGGAGACCAUGUGGGGCUGCACUGCAAACCCCACCCCUGCCCAUCUGCCGCUCGGCCCAGCCCUCCCCUGACACCGCUCUGCCCUCCCGGGGGGCCUGCUGGUGUCUGCCCGAGGCCCUGACUCCAGUGCGGGGUGGCGGCUGUGUGUCUGCCUCCGUCUGUGGCCAAGUGUCCAGCGGGCAGUGAGUUUCAGGUGGGCCCUGCCACGUGUCCCUCAGGCUCGGACUGAUUUUUCAUCCUCAGUCUGCACACCUGCGACACCCACAGAGGUGGGUGUGGGAGCCUGAGAGAGAGGAGGUGCCCUUCCCAUGCUUUUUGCCCUUGUGGUAUCACCCGUAGUCUCCAGCCUGGAACCAGAGUCAAAACUAGAUUAGAGUUUCUAUAGGUUAGGUUUUAAAGGAUGCUUCUCACCAAGUUAAAGUCAGUUUUCCAGUCGAUCACGGUGUGGACAGGGGCGCCUCUGCAGACAGGCUCAGGGCUGCUGUCGCUCCAGGACCCAAGGUCACACGUACAGUCCAUGGUUUAAGAGCACUUUAUUAUUGUUCUUAAGGCUACUUUUAAGUACAAAAAAAAGAUGGCCUGCCAAACCUUUUUUUUCUUCUUCUUCCAGGAAAAACAGGCCACAGAGAAUGGUAUAUUACAGAUUUACAAACACGGAGAGAACUGUCUGAACACACUGCAGACGGCAUGGCUCUGUGAAGAACGCACUGUGCUCCUCCCGAGGCCGGGGAGUGUGUCCUCACCCAGUGAAAUGUCUGGUUCCUGCUCCCCGUCUGCCUGAGGCCCCCCCAGGGUGCUGCCUAUCCCAGAUAGGCCAGUGAGUGCACCGGGGACCCGGGCGUCAGCACCACUGUCCCCUCCCACAGCCGUGCCCGCGUCACUGACAGAGCUGUCCGAGGAGCCGUUCUUCACAGAGCCCGCCGGCAGUGGGGUGGUUUCCUGUGGCGACGCUCAGUAGCCUGUAGCAAUAACAAACUAGUGGCUAUUAAGGCAGAUGCAGUGUUCUCAUAGAAUAACUGUGUUCCUGCACUUUUACAGACAAAUCUACGACGAAAAAAAGAUCAACUUUUUUUUCCAAACAAAAAAAUAUGAAUGAUUACAAUAGGAACGGGAAAAAUUAAAUAGCUACAUAUCAUUAACAAAUUAAUUGUUCUUCAAAAAAUACCUACAAAUUUCUCUGUACAUUCUUUACGCACAGCGUAAUGAUGGUCUUAAAGUUACCUAUAUAAAAAAAGUGUUCUCAACGAUUUUUCCUACAGAAAAUACAGGGGCCCGAACGCGAAAGCCUGGAAGCCCAGUUAAGGGGGAGUGAAAUGUGUGCAGGGGCGAGAGGACAGGGCUGUUCUUUCCCGUUUCCAAAGACCUGCAGCCACCCUGUGGCCACAGCAAGAGCCAAUCCUCCGACCUUUUCACCCAGCGCCAAUUUUCAAAAUGAACCAACUGACCUGUAUUUUUCUCAUAUGGAAAACCAGCCUCGAGGGCUCCCACGAGCCCACAAUUCCUUGUGGGCGAAUGGUCACGCCAGCGUCACCUGCCCAGGCGACGCCAGGCCCUCUGGUGAGCGAGGCUGGGGUGCAGCCCGGUGGAGGGGCGGGGGAGACACGUGCGUUUACCGAAAAGAGCAGCAGCUGUUGAACGUCCACAGCUGUGUCUGUCAUGCUUUCUUCUUCACCUAAGUUCUAGUUAGUAGCUAUUACUAUAGCAAACGAUAAUAAAUGCAGUAACAACUGUAUAAAGUCAGAGGAAUGUAUACUGCCUUGGCCCCGGCGUACGAGGAAGCACACAAAAUAGCACAUCACAGAUUGUCAGGAAUCUGCUGUUCAGCCAAGAGAGCUAAAGGGAGAGUUUCUGCAUGGAGGGUAGUUGGUAAACACAAAUCCCAACUCCCCUGGGAACUAGUAAUAAGCAGACAGGGGUGCAAAAAAUAAAUGAUGCGGUCAGCCUGCAGCAAAAAUUCCAGCAUCCUACACCACGGCUGACCGGUGAGCGACUCAACGCCCUUCGUCAGGGCCUGCCCGGGGCCGCCGGCCCCACACUACUUGGGAGCAACAUGAACAUCAAAUACAAAUCUUAGAGUACAACUGUACCAGCAGUAAGUAUAUCUAGGACUGUAACUGACAAAAAUAGACUAAUUCUGAACAGAAGCUAGUAAGUAUUAAGGUUUGUGUUUACUGUCUAUACAAUUAAUAGAAACCAGCUAUUUUUCUCCCUUAAAACAUGCAUCACGUUUAAAGCACUACGGAACCUCCAACCUCAGCUCUAGCCUAACAAACUGCAGUGUUCAGAGAAAGUAAAAUGCCCGUGAUUGGUGGAGUCUGCAGUCCGGUUGCAAGCACCUGAAAUCUAGAGAGAAAGACCUAUAACCUGUAUGAGACUUCCCCUUCCAAAGCUGUUUUGUCUAAAUU
Molecule: messenger RNA, 5004 nt
Organism: Phyllostomus discolor (pale spear-nosed bat)
Lineage: Eukaryota; Metazoa; Chordata; Mammalia; Chiroptera; Phyllostomidae
Gene: ATG7
Product: autophagy related 7
Exons: 19
Coding region: 68-2176 (702 amino acids)
Biological process (GO): protein modification by small protein conjugation; autophagosome assembly; C-terminal protein lipidation
Cellular component (GO): cytoplasm; phagophore assembly site
Molecular function (GO): Atg12 activating enzyme activity; Atg8 activating enzyme activity
Source: RefSeq, a predicted model, not a curated record